Molecule: messenger RNA, 306 nt
Organism: Penicillium canariense
Lineage: Eukaryota; Fungi; Ascomycota; Eurotiomycetes; Eurotiales; Aspergillaceae
Exons: 1
Coding region: 1-306 (101 amino acids)
Source: RefSeq, a predicted model, not a curated record
AUGGGCAACCGCUUCGCCCUAGCCCAACCUCAACGUGAUCUCCCCCAGCUGCUCACCAGCAGCGCCCUGCAGGAAAUCUUCGGAAGUCGCAGUCCGCCAAUCGCAGCUGGAGGCCCAGGCCAUCCCGGACACAGAACAUCCUGUGGGAGCGUCUGCCUCUUUGGACCCCAGAUCGACCGGACGGUGGAGCGGAAAGCAGGUGGAGCUUCGGUGGCGGCCAGUCAGCAACAACAGGACGGAGAAGAGAUGGUACUGCCUAAGGCUAAGGCCCAUCAGCGCCGGUUUUGUGCUUCUUCAACUCUCUGA